Xyrauchen texanus (razorback sucker) is the source of this 4281-nucleotide messenger RNA. RefSeq names its product nuclear factor erythroid 2-related factor 2-like. Gene Ontology annotation, biological process: regulation of transcription by RNA polymerase II. The record is from RefSeq and is a predicted model, not a curated record. Bases 250 to 1596 code for a protein of 448 amino acids. The transcript has 4 exons. NCBI's taxonomy places the organism in Eukaryota, Metazoa, Chordata, Actinopteri, Cypriniformes, Catostomidae. Gene Ontology annotation, molecular function: DNA-binding transcription factor activity, RNA polymerase II-specific; RNA polymerase II cis-regulatory region sequence-specific DNA binding. Gene Ontology annotation, cellular component: nucleus.
UUGGUUUAAAACUUGCACCGAACUGUUUCACUCCUCAGCUCAACACAGGGGUCAAUGGUCUCUGCUCCCAAGAUAAUAUGAUAUUGGCAACUUUUUCAUCUGAGCGCAGUGGUACAAGGAAAUGCUAAUAAGACUGGUUCACUGCAUCUGGGGUCUGUCCUGAAUGUGUUCGGAGUCAACAGUGUACUACCCCUGAGUAUCAAUUGUGGGGGACUGGCAAACCCUGGAAGACUGCAUGUGGAGGUGUCAAUGUCCACCAAUGUCACUGGAUUCCGGGCACAUCGUUCCCCCCAAAAUUUGGAGAUGGACUUGGCCUGGCAGGAAUUGAUGGCCAUCACAGAACUUCAGGAGUUUGAAGUAUCAAAUGAAAACCCCUUUGAAGCAAUUCCAUACUACUCCACUGAGCCCAUGGUUUCUCAAGGGGGAUUUGGGAUGAAUCAGCCUCAGGUGGAAUCCAUUCCAGGAACUUCUGAUGGCCAUCCUGCAGCAGUUUAUGAGAACCAUUACCCUGAAAUGAUGCCGCCCUACCAGCGCUUCAAUACACACAUGGGAAUGCACUAUGGACUCCCUGAUGACCACGCUUCACCCAGAAUUCUCACAAAUACACAAUCUCUCCAUCCACCACUCUUAAGUCUUUUGGAGCACAUGAGCAUGUCAACACGCAACCAUGGGACUGGAAAAGAUGGCAUUCUCGACCUUCAUGGUUUAGGACAAAUCAAACAAGCUUCUACAGAUGAUCUGGAGUCAGAUUCUGGUUUGUCACUUGGUUCAAGUCCGCCACUUGCCUCCCCAGAGAAUGCAGUGCAUGCAGUACCAACAUAUUUACCUACAGAUGGAAAAACGGGGUACACUGGAAGUGAAAAUGAGAGUAUGGGAGAACAAUGCCGCAGAAGGCCAAGUCUGCAUGGGUCUGUUGACCACCAGCAGUCCUACAACUCUUACCCUGGAGCUUCCUUUUCCACGGCUGCAAAUUUUCAAUCUGUCAAUCAGCAGACUCAAUUUCACCAGUCAAUUGUGUCGAUGAAGCAACCGGUUUUACCCACAGCCCUGCAUGACUUUCAACUAAACUGCUCGAGUUUAUCAAGAGUAGGUUCAUAUCAGUCUCCUUACUUAAAGCCAAAACCCAGCAGUGUUCCUGCUACUCUGAGCAGAGAUGAACGACAAGCCCUUGCUCUAAAAAUCCCGUUCUCUCUGGAAAAGAUAGUGAACCUGCCAGUGGAUGACUACAAUGAGCUCUUGACCCAAUUCACACUGAAUGAUGUACAGCUAGCACUUGUGAAGGAUAUUCGCCGCAGAGGGAAGAACAAAGUUGCAGCUCAGAACUGUCGCAAACGAAAAAUGGAGAAUAUUGUGCAUUUAGAGAAUGAGUUGGGACAGCUUCAAGCCCAAAGAGAGCAUUUAACCAGAGAGAGACUUGAGUUUCAGCAAAACUUAGCCAUUAUCAAAUGUCACCUUGCAGAUCUUUACACCCAAGUGUUUUCACAGCUACGAGAUGAGGACGGACACCCUUACUCGCUUGAUGAAUAUUCACUACAACAGACUAAUGAUGGCAACAUUUUCUUGGUGCCACGCAAUACACCACUGGAGAGUGAAUGAACUUGGGUGUCCUGAUGAAUCUUAUGAAACCAGUCUAGAAAAUAUUUGGGUCAUAUCUCACCCCAAAAUGGGUAACAAUUCACAAUAAGGUUGUAUUUGUUAACAAUAAUGUAAGCACUUAGUAAUCUUGUUUAAAGGAAUAUUUCACACAAAAAUUAAAAUACUCUAAUCAUUUACACACCCUCGUGACAUCCCAGAUGUUAAUAACCUUAUUUCUUCUACAGAAAGCAAAGGCUUUUAGAAGAAUAUCUCAGCUCUAUAGGUCCAUACAAUGCAAGUGAAUGGGUACCAAAACUCCAAACGCACAUAAAGGCAGCAUAUAAGUUAUUCAUCCGACUCCAGUGGUAUAAUUCAUGUCUUCAGAAGCAAUAUAAGUGUAGGUGAGAUACAAAUCAAUAUUUAAUUACUUCUUUUUAAUCUCCAAUUUCACAUUUUUGGCAAUUCACAUUCUUCGUGCAUAUCGCCACCUACUGAGCAGAGAGAAUUUAUAGUAAAAAAGGACUUAAAUAUUGAUGCGUUUCUGACCCACACUUAUCAUAUUGCUUCUAAAGACAUUAAGUACUUUUAAGCCACUUAAGUUAUUUUUGGAGCUUCAAUUUUGGUACCCAUUCACUUACCAAGGAUUCCUUCCGGUCUCUAGAUCUUGCCUCUCCAAAAAUAUAUGGAACGUUCUUCUAUCUCAGAGUUUAAAUCCCAACUUAAAACAUUUUUGUUUUCUCUGUGUUAUUUGUCAGUGCAAUGUUACGUAUUCACUGUCAAUGACUGUUCUACCGUAACGGUGUUUUUGUGACUGUUUGUUCUUUAUGUAUUAUUGUGUUACUAUUGUAAAGCAUUCUUGCGCUCUGGAAAGGCAUUAUAAAAAUUAAACAUAUUAGUUGCGGCCAAACACAUUGGCACCUUUUGUAAAUAUGAGCAAAGGCUGUGAAUUUAUUUUUUUUGUUGAUCUUUUUGAUCAUUAAUUCACAAUAUUAAAAAAAAAUCUAUCCUCAAAUGGACAUCAUUGCAAACCAGUUUUAUCAAGAAACUUUUCCCCUCAAAUAUGUGUGGCACAAUUAUGGACAACCUUUUAUUCAAUAUUUUGUGCAACCUCCCUUUGCCAAGAAAACAGCUCAGAGUCUUCACCUAUAAUGCCUAAUGAGGUUGACAACACAUGGCAAGGGAUCGGAGACCAUUCCUCCAUACAGAAUCCUUCCAAUUCACCCCACAGAUUUUCUAUGUACUUCAGGUCAGGGGACUGGGAUGUCCAUGGAAGAGCCUUGAUUUUGUGGUCAGUGAAUCAUUUUACAACCACCGCCCAUUUUAAGCUUUCUGGCAGACUUUCAGGUUUUGAUUUAUCUGUUGUCAUUUUAGUCAAUGCCAUGUAUCUGAACAAGAUGUCCAGGACCUCUGGCAUAAAAACAUCCCCACAACAUGAAAGAUCAAUGACCACAUUUAACCACGGGCUUUGUGCUCAAAACCCUUCUCUGGAGUUUGCUGCCACAAAGCUAUAUUUUAUUUUAACAGACCACAGAACGCAGUCCCAUUUGAAGGUCCAGUAGUGUCUCGCAAACUGAAGACACUUUGGAGUUUGUUGGAUGAGAGAAGAGGCUUUUUUCUUAAAGCCCUCCCAAACUUAGGUGACGUCCGAUUGUCGUUUGAGAUUAUGACCCCAAGACAACACAUUUCUGCAAUUGUCCAUCUGUGACCAGAUAAUUUUUGGCCACUCAAACCAUCCUACUCAGUGCAUGGAGACAAUGGACACAUCUUCCUUCAACUUUAUUGCACUGAUGGUGGAAAUGGGCAUUUUCAAUGCUUUAGCCACAUCCCAUUUUGUGAAGCUCAACCUUCUGCCAAACAUAAAUGUAUUCUUUGGUCUUACCAAAAAGGAUGGAUAACCAAGGAAAUUUGGCUUGUAAUGGUUAUACAACUGUGAAAACGGGAAGUUAUGGAUGAACAAUUUCAUGUUAGUCACUCAGGUCCACAAAAAAAAAAAAAAAAAAAAUUUACCCAAUACAUUUUAAUCAUAAGAAUGUAGUUUGCUUAAAUUAAAAGGGUUAGAUUUAUGUUAAUAUUUUGAAAGACCAUAAGUAUAAACAUAUCACACAGCCUUUGCUCAUUCACCAUGGGUGCAAAUAUUUUUUCCAUCACUUUAAUGUACCUACAUGGCAGAGAUAUUUGAAAAACUUGUGUUCAAACAAAUUCAUACAUAUUUGGGAUAGCAUGAGGGUGAGUAAAUGAGAAAUGUCCUUCUUGGGUGAACCAUCCCUUUAAGUUCUACAAAAGUUGCAUAUCUUAUAAUGUAUGCAGUAUGAACAGAGUACUUUGAUAUUCAAAUGGACACAAAUGCUGUAAGAAUUAGUUAAUGACUAAUAGAGUAAUUUUAAAUAACCCGAUCAUCAAUUGAUCUGAACAUGUUGAAAGAGUAAAGUUUCACUUUUCUAAAAAUAACCUCAAAUCGACAAUCAAAUGUGUCUGCAUAUUAUUUGGAUCAUACUGAAUGAUUUUCCAAAAUAACGUGUUAAAAUGUUGGUCCAGUAACGAUUCAUUAUCAGAUAGCUAGCCAUAAAUACAAAUUUUCACCAAAUGAAUGGGGAAGAAAAAAAAAAAGACACAUGUAGCAUAAAAAGAUUUAUUGUAAAAAAGGUAAAAAAAUAAGUCUGUAGCAUCUUGGUCCUGAAAGAAAAAAAAAUAAAAUUAAUAAAUGUU